This is a messenger RNA of Trypanosoma rangeli, 1239 nucleotides long. Its product is annotated as CMP-sialic acid transporter. The transcript has a single exon. Bases 1 to 1239 code for a protein of 412 amino acids. NCBI's taxonomy places the organism in Eukaryota, Euglenozoa, Kinetoplastea, Trypanosomatida, Trypanosomatidae. The record is from RefSeq and is a predicted model, not a curated record. Gene Ontology annotation, biological process: pyrimidine nucleotide-sugar transmembrane transport. Gene Ontology annotation, cellular component: Golgi membrane. Gene Ontology annotation, molecular function: pyrimidine nucleotide-sugar transmembrane transporter activity.
AUGCAGAGACCGACGUUGUUGGUGAGCUACACCUGGGCCCAUGCGUGUUGUUCAGUAAACUUGCUUUUCCUUUCAUUGCUGGCGUUCCAGAAUGCAGCGGCGGUGCUGCUCACGAGUUACACGCAGCAACGGCAUUUGGCUGCCGGAGCCGAACGGUUUACCGUGACGCACGUGGUAUUGAUGCAGGAGGUCACAAAGCUCAUUGCUUCGCUUGUCUGGUGUGCCGUGGAUGUCUACCGAUUCGUCGGAGCACACGAGGUUGACAUGAACGCGGAGGAGGCGGUUGUGAAAGUGCCGGAUGAAACGUGGCAGCAGCCGACGAGGGUUGUCAUUGGCAAGGCGGCGCCUGUUCCGACUUUUUCGAGUCCGAGUGAAGACUUGCAUCACAAGGACGAGGUGGCGGAUGUAUCGGACAAAGUUUACUUAACACGUGCGGAGAAAUGGAACGUGUGCAAGAGACGAUUCUUCUUGGAGCUUUUUCACCAGAGUGCACUUUGGAUGCUGUUGCCGGCGGCGCUCUACUCUCUGCAGAACUGCUGCAUCUACCUUGCCCUUGCAAACAUUGAGCCAACACUUUUUCAGGUGACGUAUCAAUCAAGAAUUUUCAUCACAUUACUCUUCAUGGUGUGUUUUAUGAAGCGCACCUUUUUGCUGCGGCAGUGGCUGGCCCUUGUUCUGUUGGUAUUCGGCGUCACCGCGGCGCAGCUGGGGAGCCGGGUUUCUCUGGUGUCGAAUCAGUCGACGGUGGGGAUGUUUAAGGGGGACUGCGUCACUGGUGUCGUCGCCACCGUUGCCUCCUCCACGCUGUCCAGUGCCGCCUCUGUUCUCAUGGAGGCUUUUUUAAAGUCCACGUCCAUUUCAAUGCGCUCGUUUACCUCCACGAAAAAUGUGCAUCUUUCGUUUUACUCGGCACUGUAUAUUGCCUUGCUUCAGCUACUGGGCGAUGGCGGGAAGGCCUUCACCGAGCUCAGUCGUACUGGACUUACGGACUCUGUUGGGGCGUACUUUUGUGGCUUUGACUACCUUGUCUGGAUGCUGGUGCUGGUGCAGUCCAUUGGGGGGUUGUUGGUGGCGGUGGUGCUUAGAUACUCCGAUAAUAUCAUGCGGACCUUUGCCUCGGGCGUCUCUCUCAUGCUGAGCGGCUUUUGCUCCUCCUACCUGUACUCGUUUAUGCCGAGCACAUUGUUUUUGAUUGGCAACGUCGCAUCCAUCGGGGCAAUUACGUUGUACAACUGUUAG